CAACAACAACUCACACACUUCAGCUUCCAGCUUUCAAGACAACUUUCUGCUUCCAGCUUCCAGCUUUCAUCAACCUGCUACUUCUAAAGAAGUUACUGCACACUGCAACAACCAAAUCCACUUCUAUUGCGAAUACUGUUUCCAAUCAAUUCAAUUGAUUUGAUUUGGAAUCAAAUUCAUUCACGUCAAUCGGCGCCUGCAAGUGUAGCUCUGCAUUGUCAGGACGCGUCUUCCUUGUCAUCAACCGACACAUCAAUCAUCAUACAUCCGCUCAGCAUCGCUGCAGCUUCUUCCUAUCGCAUUCUCACGACAGAAUCGCGACUUAACACCCAUAUUCUAUUUUAGGCGCUUAGACGCGUCUUUUUGGUGCUUAAUUGAUACACCAUACAUACACCUACUCCUACCCAACCCUUGAUUCCAUCCCCGACGCGUUGCACGCGUGACGGGAUACAAUGGAGUCGAGAAGUAGUAGAUAUCAAUCACGCAUCCUUAGAGAGAUGCAUCAGAAUACCGAGAACCCCUUUAAUUCACCACCAUCAUCUACCGGUACUCACGGAACUAUCACCCUGACUUCUAACAUUACGAUGGGUCCUCAAGGAGAAUCGACACGAAGGAUGGACGACGUUUCCAUCGAUCUCCCUAGUCAAGCUGCCAUGCGCAGCGCUAAAGCUCCCCAAUCAACUUCCUUCAACGUCAACACAUCGGCCCUUGGCCGCACUUUCCCCGAAUGGAGUCGCUGGAACCCCAACGGUCCUGAGCACAAGGAUACGUGGGAUGUUGCGAGCAAUGACCUCGCUAACCUAGACGAGAAGGAGAACGUCACACCACUGGGAAGCCCAAACUCCAUAGCCGCUACCCCUCGAGCGGACAACAAUCACCAGGACAAUCCGAUUAAGGCUACGGAUGCCCACAAGAGCCGAACCACCACCGCGAACCGAGACGCCGUCCGAACACGUGCUCAGAUGCAGCCACGAGUCCAAACUGAGUCCGAAUGCUCAUUGGACCUCUCGGAAUCGUUGGCGCAGCCACAAGAAGACACGGAGGAUCAUGGAAUUCACCGACGUGUAUCAGUACCCAUCUCAGGAAAAGGUCCCAAGCCUCGUCGCGGCAACGUCACAGCUCUUCUCGAGACGCUUAAGACAGCCCAAACCAAACAGGCCGAGUCCAAGGAGCAAUCUGUGAAGCAUAGUUCACCAAAACCACAACAGCCAUCGCUACAGCCACGGAAUGCUGCUAAGGCGCACAUGGAGCGACCAUCGGCACUCAGCCAUACGGCGGGUCCUGCUACUCCUAACCAGACUGCCCGAUCUUUCUUCCUACCGAACUUUUCCUACAUAAACGACUUUCUAUCCGGCACUCUUAGAUUAUCAUCUCUUAGAAAUGGCAUGCCCAUUUUCGUUAAACACGGCAAAGUACACGACCGCGAGUCGACAAGCUCCCCUGACCAUCAUGUUGAUGUCGAAGCAAUUGCUAUCCCCGAAGAUGAGGAGAAGAUCUUUGUAUCUCUAGAUAAGAUCAAGGACGAGAUUCACGCUUUAAAAGAGCAUGAUGAGAUGGUUUCACGACAGGCGGAACAGCUGCAAGAGGAGAUUGAGGACCUUCAGAUCCAAAUUGCUAAGUACAAAUCUCGAAAGGACAGUGCCAUGGGCUCCGACUCAGAGAGUUCGAUCAUCGAUCACCUGAAUGCCCAGAAAGGUCAACUAGAAGAGCAAAUCAACUCUCUGCAAGCCCGUCUAGAUAAGGCCAAUCGCAAGAUCAGCAUCAACGAGAUUCACACCGAGUCUUACGUCGCUGAACGUGACGAAGCUCUCAAGAGCGCUACAGAGCAAUCGGACAAAAUCAAACAACUUCAGUCUGAGCUAAAUACUGCUCGUCAACAACUCGAGUUGAUGCGCGAGGAACAUACUGAGAAUGGCAAUACUCUCGAACUGGAAAUCAACUCCCUACGCAAGGAUAACAACUCGGUCCGUCAACAGUGGAAGUCUUUACUGGAGGAGAACCGCUCUCUUCGCGAUUACAAUAGCGACGUGUCCCGUCAGAAUGCGGAUUUGGAGCAAGACCUCAAAGCUGCAAAAGCUCAGCUUGACCUGAACAAGGCAGAUAUCGAAACACUCCAGCAAGAGUACACCGUCCUUCUGGAAGAAAAGGCCAUGAUUAAGGAGGACAACCUCAGCUUGGAGUAUCACAACGACAAGUUUUUUAACGACAACAAGGUUUUGAAACAACAAAACUCUUUGCUUGAUCGACGUGUACAUGAUCUCCAAGACGAAGUCGCUCGGCUUAAGAAACUGCUCGACGCUACGAAUGCAGAGACCGGAACAAUGUCUGUGGAAUUUAAGGAUAUCAAAUACCGACUUGAAGUCCGGAACCAUGAGCUUUCUGAAGAGAACGCAGGACUUCAACAGCAGAUUAUUGAUCUCCAGUCUGAUUUUUCAUCUAAGCGUAUGGCUAUUGAUCAAGAGAAGCGCCGACUUGCCACAGCAAACGAGCGACUCAAGCAGAAAAUCAACCAAAUUACCAGGCAAUUCGAGCAAAUCGUAAAGGACAGCAAGGAGGAAGCUGCUAUGUACGAGGAGCAAGCGGCGACCUUGACGCAGCAUUUGGAGCUUAUUGCCGGCAAGGAGUCGGCUUUGGCGAAUAAGUUGAAGAAAACCGCCGAUAGACGGAGGACAGACGCUAUUAACGAGGCGCGCCAGAUUACUCAAGAAAUCAAGGACUUCAUGAGUACCGUGGAUGAGAAGAAGCAAGCCAAGACAACUCGCAUCGUUGAGCCAAAGGGAAAGUCGGUUGCCAGUGAGACCACUGCUAGAAGCACAACAUCCCAAACCGACAUGCCCCUUCAAGACGAUUACACUCAGCAGAUCGACCUUACCCAAGGAUCUGACUACGCAAACGUCUUUACGCAAGAGGAAAUUCCUGAAUUGCGCGAGACUCUCCGCCAAGCCCGUAGCGAGACGCAACAAGAAGAUUUGAUUAAUGAAUCAUUGGCUUUUGACGAUGAUGAGAUAAGCGAUCAGGACAGUCAAAGUCUGCCACCUCCGUUCUUAUCCCAAAACCGAUCCCAAGCUGCUGGUUCUCACAGAGCAGCUUCCGGCGCGUCUAAGGGACGUGCAGAGUCGGCCAAGCCUCAGCCAAUCGGGAUUUUGAAGGAUACCCAGCCCUCUCGUCUGAACUCGCAGAAGCAGCAAAAGGCGACCUGUACCGUUACUGAGACAGAUACCGAGGAACUGUACGAGCGGGAAAAGGUAGAGACCACCACGGGUGUGGGAAGGUCUAAGUCAGAUGAUACCAUUCCUCGCAAAGUUUCAUUCGGUCGGCCGGAUAUUCAAAAUGAGCGCGGAAAGUCCCGCUCGGAGCGUGCUACUAAGGAUCAACGAUCCGCAUCAGAGCCAGAGCUCACCGGACGAUCCAGCGUCAAGUCCGGUGCUAGUGCAAAGCGCUAUCGAAGCACAGUUUCUGAGAAGGAUAAAUAUUACCGACACUGUCCAGACAGCCCGCGAUUUGCCGCCGACUCCGACCAUGAAGAUAACAUGACUUCAGCCUUGUUCAUUGAUGACAUCACGCUUGAGGAGGAUAAGACAACCGAGAAGCAGAAGGCUGAUAAGGGCGAACUUUCAAAGAAUGCGAAGCGCAUCCUCGAUGUUUUCGACGGCGACCAUGACUGCAAAAACUGUACCAUCUGCACACGAAUCAACACAUACCAGUGCGCAAAACGCGGAAUCGACUACAAGACCAAAUCCAUCAUCCGCGCCCCAAAGCCAGUUCCUGUGACGGAUCGAGACUCGGGUCAAGCUGAGUAUGAAGAUCAGUCUACAGUGCGUCCGUCGAUUAAGCCGGGCGAGGCAUUGGCGAAGGUUCUUAAGACUUUGCAAGAUGAGGAGAGGCAUAUUCUGUUGUCUAUUAAGGAUAUAGAGGAACGGUACAACAAUUGCGACCCUUCACUUCACCGAAACCGAUGGAAGACGUUGGGCAAGAAGAGUACAAAGUUGAGACAGAUGCGGGAUCUCCGAAGAGAUCAGAUUUACUUUCUGUACGAUGCUCUCGAGGGGCAGAAGGCUAGUGGUCAAGAGAUGACCGAGGAAUUUGUGGAAAUUACUGUAACGAAUGCGAUGUCGACUGACACCUCCUUCAAGGGCAUUCAAGAGUACUACUGAAUGGGAAUAGGCGGAGGUCAGGAAUCGGCGUUUGGUACGAUGUGGCGGCGGUAAAGGAAAUUCGUUCACUGAUUGGAGUUAUGGUUAUUGGGGUUGGUUGGUUUGGUUGAGUCAUGAUGAUACUCAUGCAUGGAUGGCGUUCUAUAAAAAGGGGUCUGCAUGAAAAUGCACUGUAUGGUUAUGGAUAGAAACCUGUUACCCCUAGGUUAUUGGCCAUGGGCUACGCGCAACCACAUUACGGGCGCCGUGACAUUACAUAAUGGAAUGGAUCACGAUAUUCACAUUCAAA
Messenger RNA from Annulohypoxylon truncatum, 4443 nucleotides. RefSeq lists its product as uncharacterized. The transcript has 2 exons. Lineage: Eukaryota; Fungi; Ascomycota; Sordariomycetes; Xylariales; Hypoxylaceae. Gene Ontology annotation, molecular function: microtubule binding. The record is from RefSeq and is a predicted model, not a curated record. The coding region runs from base 453 to 4154 and encodes 1233 amino acids.